Molecule: messenger RNA, 3987 nt
Organism: Malassezia vespertilionis
Lineage: Eukaryota; Fungi; Basidiomycota; Malasseziomycetes; Malasseziales; Malasseziaceae
Gene: AIP1
Product: WD40 repeat-like protein
Exons: 4
Coding region: 1-3987 (1328 amino acids)
Biological process (GO): positive regulation of actin filament depolymerization; actin filament depolymerization
Cellular component (GO): cortical actin cytoskeleton
Molecular function (GO): actin filament binding
Source: RefSeq, a predicted model, not a curated record
AUGUCGUUGACACGCACAGGCACGUACGCGUCAAAUCCCGUGACUGUACGCGGGACAUGCACCAAGCUAAGCGCGAGUUCGCGAGGCGACAAAGUUGCCUAUGGCCACGGCCGCACCGUCGUUGUGCGCGAUUUGAAUGCGCCGAGCAACACACUGGUGUAUGCGGAGCACACGCACCAUGUCACCGUUGCGCGCUUCAGCCCCAGUGGCUUUUACAUGGCGAGUGGCGAUACAAGCGGCUCGGUGCGUGUAUGGAGCUUGGAUGGCGAAGAGCGAAUCCUCAAGCUCCACGUCCAGGCCAUGUCGGGCCGCAUCACGGACCUGGUCUGGGACGGGGAGAGCAAGCGGAUUAUUGCGGUGGGCGAAGGCCGUGAGAAGUUUGGGCAUGCAUUUCUUGUUGAUUCCGGCUCGAGUGUCGGUGAGAUCAGCGGGCACAGCAAGGUUAUUAACGCCGCUGCCAUUCGCGCUCAGCGCCCAUUCAAGGCUGUCACGGGCGGCGACGAUGCGAGCGUGAUAUUCUACACGGGCGUCCCGUUCAAGUACGCCAAGACACUUCGUGUGCAUACACGCUUUGUGCAGGAUGUAGCGUACAUGCCCGACGGUUCCGUGUUUGUCUCUGCCGGCUCGGACGGCCGCGUCUUUGCCUACGACGGGCAGAGCGGCGACGUGCUUGGCGAGUUUAAAGACGGGGAAAGCGCACAUGCUGGCACUGUAUAUGCCGUCAGCUUUGCACCUGCGCCCGCGCCGCAUCUCGUGUCCGUGGGUGCGGACGGGCAUGUGAAGGUAUGGGACGUGCACACGCGCGGCAAAGUUGCAGCGUACGAAGCCGGGCAAGAAGCUGGCGACAAGCUUGGCGCGCAGCAGGUGGGCGCCGUGUGGGCACAGCGAGAGACAAUUCUUAGCGUUGACGUUGCUGGGCGCAUGCACAGGCUUACGUUUAGCGGCAGUGCGCUGCACCUCUGUGACAUGCUUGUAGGUCCGACGCAGGGCGUCACUUCGCUGGUGCGCAGUGCUGCAUCGACGCUUGCAAGUUCGUACGACGGGCGUGUAUAUGUGUAUGCAGACGAUGGACGCGCCUCGAUGAUCCCUGCUCCGCUCCCUGCAUCGCCCAGCAUUGUCGCAAUGGGCGCUGAGCAGUCUUGCACCGUGCUUGCGGCCUUGGACGACGCUGCGCGUGUGCUCAAAGACGGAGCGUACACGUACGUACCUCUCCAAACUUACCACAGCAACCUCACUGCAGCACUGCAGGGCCAGCCCAAAGCGAUGGCGAGUGCACAAGCCACGAGUUAUGUGCUUACAGACAAAGGCGUGGACAUUGUGCGCGAUGGCCGCGUCACGCACUGCAGCAGCGCCGCAUUGGGCAUGCCAAGUGCGCCGACGGCCGUGAGUGUUUCGCGCGAUGGAGCAAGUGUCGCGAUUGGCGCUGAAGAUACCAAGGUGUAUCUGUUCUCCACGCACGAGAACGGCUUGGACGCAGCCGGAACGCUUGAGAAUGGUCGUAGUGCUAUUACUGCGCUCGCUUUUUCGCCGGACGCGGCGCUGCUUGCGGCGGGCGAGUCUACGGGCAAGAUUUUUGUCUACGAUGUUGCAGCGCGCCAAGUAAAACUGACACAGUGGGUAUUCCACACCGCCAGGAUCAAUGCGCUGGCGUGGUCCGAAAAUGGAGCGUACUGUGCGAGGACACGCAUGUCCAUGUCGCUGCCCGACCUGGUGGGUGGCGCGCAGUGUGGUCCCGUGAACCCACUUCAGCAGCUUGGGAAGCGGUUUGGACAAGACCGCGCGACGCCGUUUGAUGCGCAGCGGUCGUCCCCUGCGCCGCAGGCGGCGUUCCGCUCGCGGCCCAUGGCGCAGGCCGACGACGCUGCGUUCUUUGCGCGGGCAAACGACGCUGUGGAUCCCGGCGCGCACUUCCAUGUGGAUCAAAUGCGCCAGGCAUUGCCAACGGUCCGACCACAAGGAGCUGAUUGGCGCGAUAUGGAAACGUCUUUUCUGCAGCAUCCUGCAUCGAUGGCAGGCUCCUCGCGCCACGCCGCUGCGCAAGCGACGCCUGCGUGGGCGCAUGAUUUCAUGAAACACACGGCGCCGAUGCCAUCGGCGGUGAAAAUGGAGAGCGCUCCGCGAAGUGCGCCGUACGCCAUGCGGAUGCCCGCAUUCCAGCGCCAGUUUCGUCCGCCCAUGCACGCGGCUCCGCAACCCAUGUCUGUUCAGCGCGAUACGCUGGAUACCUUGAGCAACACGGUGUGGGACUCGGCGUUUACUGCGGUUGAUGCGCAGCAUGGUUUGCACGAGAGUGUGGCGAAUGCGCUUCCUGCCGCUGAAGCGCUCCACAACAUGGACGCUGACGCGCUUGCACAAACCGCAGAGCGGCUUCUUGCCUCGGUGCAGCACGAUACCAGCGACAAGUUUAAGCAGAGUCAGUUUAUGGAGCUUAUGCGCAAGCUGCGGGAUCGCCAAGCCGAGGUGCACGGCGCCGAAAUUGUUGGGCACGGCACGCACAAAGGCGAAGGGCGCGCCGCGCGAGGCCCCCCGACGCAGGAGGAGCUCGAUCAGAUGCGCGAGGAGGCGAGCCGCUCGAUGCACCGCAGCACGAACAAUGUUACCCCGCCUGCACAGAUCCUCCAGCUGGACACGGCACAAGAGCUGAGCGAGUACUUUGCGCAGGAAGACGCGGCACGGCGCAGCGAAGCGGAGCGCAAUGCCGCGCAUGAUCCUCGCAAUGUGUUCCAAGGAGACGGCGGCGAUGUCUUGGAGAGAAUGCGCGAGGAUGAGCAAUACGUACGGCCGCCGCCUGCGGAAGAAAACAUCUUUGCGGCGGAAAUGAAUAAGUGGACAGGUAUGGGCGCCAACGUCGCGCGUGCUGGCCCCGGAUGGGAGGAAGAUUUGUCCGAGCGUGGCGGUGCGCAGGAGCAAGACGACGAGGACUUUGUUGGGCGCGCAUGGGAAGGCGCCAAAGGCAAAGGGCGCGUUGGGGCACAAGAGGCCGAGUGGGCUAGGCUGCAAAGCGACUGGGACGAGUUUGAGGCGAGCGAACCUUCUAUCCGCCCCACGGCCCAAGCGCCGUUCCCAUUCGAAGCACCUGCAUACUCUUUUAACGAAAACAACCCGUACGCGGCGUCGCGCACACACCACCAUGCGAUGCACGCCACGCAGAUGGACGCGGUAGCGGAAAGCGUGCUGGAGCACGAGGCGGAAGUCCAAAACGAUCCGUCCAAGUCCUCGGCGUGGUACAACCUAGGUCUGCGCCAGCAGGAAAACGAGCGGGAAAAGCAGGCGAUUGCCGCGCUGCACAAGGCCGUCGCGCUGGAUCCGCGCAUGAACGACGCAUGGCUCGCGCUCGCCAUCAGCUACACAAACGAAAACGAAAGAGAGGCUGCGCUGGAGUCGCUUGAGCGCUGGAUCGAAGUGAAUGAUACCUAUGCGGAUGUGGUCCAGAAAUACACGCCGCGCGAGACAGGCACGCACGGCCGCGUGGCUGGUAUUUUGAUGGCUAUGGCGCGUGCAGGAAUGCCUGGCAGCACGGAAGUGGAUGCCGACAUUCAGGUUGCGCUUGGCGUUUUGUUCAACUCUUCCAGUGAGUACGACAAGGCCGUAGAUUGCUUUGCGACUGCACUUGGCGUGCGCCCUGAAGACUGGCUCCUGUACAACCGCAUCGGUGCAACGCUGAGUAACUCGGGGCGCAGCGAAGAGUCGCUCGACUACUAUUACCAGGCGCUUGCGCUCCGUCCGGGGUUUGCACGCUGUCAUUUCAAUCUGAGCAUCUCGUGCUUGAAUUUGAAACGCUACCAAGAAGCAGCGGAACAUGCCUUGACUGCGCUUACUCUGCAGCACGCAUCCGAAGAAGAGCUUUCUGGUGGCGAGCGUGGCCAAAACACGAGCGUAUGGGAGAUUUUGCGCGUCUCGUUGGAACUUAUGCAGCGCCCCGACCUCGCGCGCCUUGCCUCAGCCCGCGACCUGAACGCCAUUCAGCUGCACGACUUGCUAGGGUAA